Pteronotus mesoamericanus is the source of this 1593-nucleotide messenger RNA. RefSeq names its product CBY1 interacting BAR domain containing 1 (gene CIBAR1). The record is from RefSeq and is a predicted model, not a curated record. Bases 145 to 1011 code for a protein of 288 amino acids. NCBI's taxonomy places the organism in Eukaryota, Metazoa, Chordata, Mammalia, Chiroptera, Mormoopidae. Gene Ontology annotation, biological process: cilium assembly. The transcript is spliced from 9 exons. Gene Ontology annotation, cellular component: ciliary basal body; ciliary transition zone.
GUAGAAACUCCGGGAAGACGCGGCGGCGCGCGGGGCGGGCUCCCGGGCCCCGGCAGCGGAGGCUCGCGCCCCUGCGCACACCCGGGUCCCGAGGAGGCAGGUCGUUGGACCUCAGUCCACGGUGUCGGUGGUGCGCGAGGCAAGAUGUUGAGGCGCAGCUUGGAAAACCGGGACGCUCAAACCAGACAACUGCAAAAUGCUGUCACAAAUGUGGAGAAGCAUUUUGGAGAGCUGUGCCAAAUAUUUGCUGCUUAUGUGCGGAAAACUGCCAGACUGCGAGACAAAGCAGACCUCCUGGUGAAUGAAAUAAACGUGUAUGCCUCUACAGAGACCCCAAAUUUAAAGCAGGGUCUGAAAAACUUUGCUGAUGAGUUUGCCAAACUUCAGGAUUAUCGACAAGCAGAGGUUGAAAGACUUGAAGCCAAAGUAGUUGAACCAUUGAAAGCUUAUGGAACCAUUGUAAAAAUGAAACGAGAUGACCUCAAAGCAACAUUAACAGCAAGGAAUCGAGAAGCUAAACAGUUAACUCAGUUAGAAAGAACACGUCAACGAAACCCAUCUGACCGACAUGUUAUUUCACAGGCAGAAACGGAAUUACAGAGAGCUACAAUGGAUGCUACCCGAACAACUCGUCACCUGGAGGAAACUAUUGACAAUUUUGAAAAGCAGAAAAUAAAGGAUAUAAAGACAAUAUUUUCAGAAUUUAUCACUAUUGAAAUGUUAUUUCAUGGCAAAGCUUUAGAGGUCUACACUGCUGCCUACCAAAAUAUACAAAAGAUUGACGAAGAAGAAGACUUGGAGGUAUUCCGAAAUUCUCUGUAUCCACCAGAUUAUUCAUCUCGUUUAGAUAUUGUAAGAGCAAAUUCAAAGUCGCCUCUUCAGAGAUCUUUGUCAGCUAAGUGUGUAUCUGGAACAGGACAGGUAUCCACCUGUCGACUAAGAAAGGAUCAACAAGCAGAUGAUGAUGAUGAAGAGGAUGAAGACUUAGAUGUGACAGAAGAAGAAAAUUAGCUUAUGAGGACAUAGAUGUAACAAGAAAAUUCAUUUUCUUAAGUAAACUUCACAUUUCCAUUUUUAUCUUAAAUGACUUGGAAUUCAAAAUUACUAAAUUGUAAAACUUUAUACUGGCUUGAUACAUUAAACCUCAAAGUUAAAUCCUACUGGAAAUGAAAAAUAAAGAAAAUUUAUGCUCACAAAAAUGAAAGCUUUAAAAAACAUUACACACCAGUCAUUUCAACAUUCUGUUUAGCAGCAUGUGAUCUUUUUGUAUAGGUACCAUUUUUUAAAAAAAGAUUAUGUAUUUAAAAAGUAUUUCAUAUUAAUUACCUAGUGGAGGUUGCAAUAGUAAAUAGAUGACCAAAAAAAAAAAAAGCAAGUAACAAUUCCACUAGCUUCUUUUAGGCUAAGACACCAUGCUUUCAUGACCAGAAAAGGGUCCUUAGUCAUUCUGAUUAAAUACAAAUUCUAUCCUGUAAAGCCUUACUUGAAAAACCAUCUUUUUCACUUUUACUACCACCUGAAAUUUUAUCAUUUAAUACAUAAAUUUACUUUUCAACAAGAGCAUAAUCACCCUUGAUUAAAAGUAAUGGGAAC